CCGUGGAGGCCCAUGCAGUUUCCCCCUCCCCCAAAUCAAGAUACGCUCUUCAAUGCACACUUGCUGUGAAACACAUCCAUCUCUGAACGCAAGAAUUCCGACGGCUCUAAAGUGCUUCACACCAGCCAGCAGAUGCACCACCGUAUAAUGCGAAUCUCAUUCCCAUGGACACAACCUCAAACGAGGCUUCCAUACGUCUAGAGCCCUUAGGUGGACAUGGCACCUUCACCAUCAAAACCACCAGCGCAGCCUUUCUCGCAAUUGCUCUAUACAACGCGAUUGAGCUUCUGAUCCUGAUUCUGGCCAACUUCCAUCAUCACCAUGGUAUCUACUUCUGGUCGAUGCUCCUCUCGACUGCCCUGGGCGUCAUCCCUUUCUCGAUAGGUGCCAUCAUUGACCUCUACAACCUGGGCCCACUAUGGCUGAUCCUCGUCACGAUCGACUUGGGCUGGGUAUUCAUGGUCGGCGGGCAAAGCGUCGUCCUCUACUCCCGGUUACAUCUCGUGUCGCGCAAUGAUCGCGUUCUCCGCUACCUCCGCUAUAUUAUCAUCAUUGAUACCAUUCUCCUUGCCACGCCGAUGUCCAUCAUUUACUUCUCCACCGCCUAUUCGAAACCGACGGUAUGGGCGAGGGCCUUCUACAUCAUGGAAGUCAUCCAGGUUAUCUGGUUCUCCGUCCAGGAAUGCGUCAUCUCCACCUUCUGGAUCGUCGAAACCGCUAAGCUGAUUAGGCUCCGCCCGGGAUACGACCGACAUCGCAACCGAACCAUGUACGAGAUCCUGGCGAUGAAUCUUGCUGUGAUUUCGAUGGAUAUUGCGCUCUUGGUGUUACAGUUUUCGGGGUAUUACUACGUCCAGGUGCCCGUCAAGGCAACCGUAUACAGUAUCAAGUUGAAGUUGGAAUUUGCCGUCUUGGGAAAGCUUGUAUAUCUCGCAACCCACCCGGUCGACUCCAUGGGACUCGAAGUAUCCCCGGUCAUGGCGCCUGUUGAUAUGGCCCCAAGUACCUCUCCGUCAAGCGGAGCUUCGAAAUUGCAGCGGUCAAUGAAAGAUUCGUUGGGAUUCUGGAAGCCCGCGCAAAAGCACAACACGGCGAGCGGAGGGCUGAUGUGAUCCUGCCGAGAGUCGGCUCAGACGUCCACUGCAUCAUCUAGCGCUUGUUCUGCCCCACCGCGUUGUUCCUUGUACAUAUGCAUGUAUUAUAUGACUAAUGACUUUCUGUACUUUAUGUUAAAAGGUCCGCUUCAGUUGCCU
This is a messenger RNA of Aspergillus pseudotamarii, 1253 nucleotides long. RefSeq lists its product as uncharacterized. The transcript has a single exon. Lineage: Eukaryota; Fungi; Ascomycota; Eurotiomycetes; Eurotiales; Aspergillaceae. The record is from RefSeq and is a predicted model, not a curated record. Bases 165 to 1112 code for a protein of 315 amino acids.